AUGGCCGAAAAAUCUACAAAAGCUGCUGGCAGACGAAACGCUCCUCUCUCGGCCCGUGGGAGCUCUGUGGAACCUAGAAGGACUGCGCGCACAACAAGAAGUCAAAGUCGCGAACUGAGUGACAACGAGAGUGGUCGCGAUGCGACAAGGAUUAAGAAGGGCGGGAAGUCAGAGUCUCGCUCCCAGCAAGGGGUUCCUACAACUAGAAAAAGCAAGCCUACUAAAGCUUCAAGAGCGGAUCCAGAUUUAUCAAUGGUCGUCGAAGAGGACGAUGUUCAAUAUCCUCAGCUACAAGAGGCCGAGGAAAGCGAAAGCCCUGGCCCCGGUGGGGGAGCUCAGACCGGACAGGCCAAUACGAACUCAUUCUCGAAAUCCCCAGGAGGUGCAUCCGCGUUUUCAGGGACGACUGCACGAACUUCGCGGACGGCCCAAGAAAUAGAUGAUCUUACGUCGGAGUCUCUUCAAGACGCGUUACCGGAUCUCUGUACCGCCUCGGAGAGGCUGCUUGAUUUCUUGAUUUCUCCAAAAUUGAUGGAGGACGGUCCCAAAGAUGCUGUUGUUAGUGCUUUGAGUGAUGAAUUAGAGAACAAGCGCUCCAGAACUAGGAACAAUCUCAACAGGCGUAUAGCGGCCUUCAACAUUCAACGUGAGGUAUUCUCGACGAAGUGUUUCAUUGAUAUCAAAAGAUCGGUGCGUACAAUACUGAACUCAAGAGAGCUAGAAAAUGCCCAAGGACCCUGGCGACCAGAAUCCUUGCUGCAAAAGAUCAACAUUGCAGCUUUGACGGCCGCCGUGUUCUCCCCAGAAACAUUACCUGAUGGAGAUUUCGCGUGGGACGAAUUGGAUAGCGAUUUCCCCCACCAGUUCGUAGACGAGCAAGACGAUGUCGACCAAGAAAGCCUUCAAUUAACAUUGCAACUUGCUCUAGAAAUACGGACACAGUACGUGAUCACGCUUCUAACGCAGCGUUAUGGCCAGCCAGGCUUUGACUUAGACGACACGUUGAAUGAGGUGUUCAAUGAGAGGACGCAGGUCUUAAAGGGUUGGAACUUCAACUCCAUGCGGACCCGUCAGCUUUCGCGGGACACCAGAAAGGCGUUGGUAGAACGCCUAUCGGGCAUCCGACAAGCGUACCAGCAGGCUGCGACUAGAGAUGUGGGCAACGACAGCAUAUCAAUGGCACUCGCAGCUGCUUAUCCGAGAAUCGAUUUUCUGACAACUACAUUGAACUGGGAAGUUCACCAAUUGAAUCGUCUUGAGAACAUCAUCAGCCCACUAGGGGGUCCCGAAACCAUCAUCGAGAGUUUGAUUGAUCAGGUUCAGACUAGAAGGAGAAUACAUUCCACACCACCUUCAGAGGCUAAGCCCUUAUCGCCGUCGGAACAAAACAAAUCGCUUGGGUUACCACCUACGUCCACUGAGGAUGCCGCUCCCCCACCUCCUACGUCAACGAAAAACGCUGGUUUGCAGUCUGGAGCUUUCAGCUCGAACUCUUUUCGAGGCAAGCAAAUUGUAGAUGUAUUGAAGCAGCGUAAAUCACGCAGGGACUCAACUCGUGCCGCCGUAGACCAGCAGCCGCAAGAGGACGAAUCCGAGAUUCAAGUAGCCUCGACUUCGGCUGCGCCAAUUGAGGCCUCCCCUAAAACAAGAGCCCCCAAACCACCAAGAGCAUCAAUUGCACCUCGAAAGACCAUAAGUGAAACUCCAAAUGAUGAUGUGAACGGCCACUGGAUGUCGCCGAACAACGAUUCGAAUGACGAAGACGAGGAAGCGGAGGCCUUCCAGACCCAAAAAUUCCCAAAGAAAAUCCUUCAACGCGUCCGAGUCAUUAGUUCACAGCAACAAGCAGAGAGUAAUAAAGAGAACGAGCCUGAAGUACGCCGCUCGCACGGUCGUAAUAGGCAAGGUCCUAGUCUGCUGGAUCCACAAGCAAAUGCAAGGUCGGUGAACUGGAACAGCCAAGACGAGGAUGAUAUUGGAGCCAAUGAGGAGAGACCUCAAACCUCACACCAUCCGCCUAGUACCAGCUCACGGUCAAGGGCACAAGUUGACAAGCGACCAGCUCCAGAAGCUCCCCUAGCAAACUCAAGUCCAUCUAAACGACCAAGAUUUCGAGAUCCAAGAGCAGAGUCCGAGAGUUCUAGACAGAGCGAAGAACGACCUGCUCAAUCGCCACGACCACUUCAGGAGCGACAAACCCUGACACAGGCAGAAGUCUACCGUGAAGUAAACAACGCAGCUAAGGCCCGUGUUGCUCUGACCAAUCAGAAACGACCACAAACCCGAGUCCCUUGGUCAGAUAUAGAAGAGGGAACACUCAUGGAUUUGAUCGGACGAUUUGGGAACUCAUACGCUCAAUUGCUGCGGAUCGAUAAACAGGAGGAUAAUAUCCUCAAGAAACGAGACCAGGUAGCUUUGAAAGACAAGGCAAGAAAUAUGAAGACGGACCUUCUUAAGUACAUCACGUUCAGUCUUCUCUCAGCGGGCACAGUCUUACCUCCAAAUUUCCAACUUGUUCCCAUUAGCAAACUCCAGGUUGAGAAACUAGCGGGUUUAGGAAUUAUUUACGAUCCCACUACGGGUCACCGGCAAGACGGUAUAUUUCAACAAGUUGACGAUGACGAUUGA
Molecule: messenger RNA, 2628 nt
Organism: Bacidia gigantensis
Lineage: Eukaryota; Fungi; Ascomycota; Lecanoromycetes; Lecanorales; Ramalinaceae
Exons: 4
Coding region: 1-2628 (875 amino acids)
Source: RefSeq, a predicted model, not a curated record